Rhincodon typus (whale shark) is the source of this 834-nucleotide messenger RNA. Its product is annotated as protein FAM166A-like. Lineage: Eukaryota; Metazoa; Chordata; Chondrichthyes; Orectolobiformes; Rhincodontidae. The transcript is spliced from 7 exons. The coding region runs from base 1 to 834 and encodes 277 amino acids. The record is from RefSeq and is a predicted model, not a curated record.
AUGGAUAUUCAAAAACAGAUUCUCUUCACCCCAGAACCACAUUAUAUACCUGGAUAUACUGGAUAUGCCCACACAAUCCCAUUCCGUUUCGGUAAGACUUACGGGAGGAUAACCCAUGAUAUCCUGAAGAAUCCGAAAACUGCUCGAGCUGACCACACACUCCUGUCACCUACCACUGGGGGUCCUGACUAUCAGCCAGAAUACAGCAAUCACUGUCCCCCCGAUGUGUCAGACCAGAUCCACCCACAGAAACUUGUUCCAGGUUACACUGGCUACAUUCCUCAAAAGGUGUUCAACUAUGGUGGAAACUACUACAAGGAGACCCUCCAGGCUGGACUGGACUUACGGAGAAAGCAAAUGGAAUAUGCACAGAAAAUUAAAGAGCCCAUGCUUAUCACUUACGUGGAUGGGAGGAGAAAGCUGGCAGUACUUGGUGAGAACAGGCCACUGAAACCUUUGGCUCCAAACGUGGAUCCACUAGUCUGGACUCAUUUGUACAAGCACAAGCAUGAGUUCACCACCCAACCUCCUGAACUCCAGCGAAGAAAUAUCUCAGGUUACACGGGAUUUAUUCCACGCAUGGGUUAUGAGUUUGGACAUACUUAUAAAGAUCAGGCGAAGACUGCCAUGGACAAGUUUCAACGUAAACAGUAUUUAGUGAGAAACAAACUGAAAGGUUGCCCAGAGGAGCUUCCACAGCCUGAAAGUAAACUUUACCUCUCCACCCCAAUGGUUCCAAAAUAUGGUGGUCAUGUGCCAGGGGCGAACUUUGACAUCGGAUCAACAUUUGGCAAGAAUUCUAGAAUUGCUCAUAGACAAAUUCACUGUCUGUAA